Messenger RNA from Ciona intestinalis (vase tunicate), 1408 nucleotides. The record is from RefSeq and is a predicted model, not a curated record. Lineage: Eukaryota; Metazoa; Chordata; Ascidiacea; Phlebobranchia; Cionidae.
UAUUUAAUAUUGCAGUUUCUAUAUUUUACUGCGUGUGUUUUAAUACAGAUCACGUGACCCACAAUUACACGUUUGAGGAACCAAGCUUAUCACAAGCUACGUCAUCGCCACAACAUGACAGUAGUAACCCUCAAGAGCACGUGACCAACACAGUUGAGCAACCAAGCGUAUCACAAGCUACGUCAUCGUUACAAUAUGACAGUAGUAACCCUCAAGAGCACGUGACCAACACAGUUGAGCAACCAAGCGUAUCGCAAGCUACGUCAUCGUUACAAGAUAUGCAAAUUAACCCAAAAGAUGGUGGGGUGACGUUACAAAAACCAACAAUUGAAGAUAUUUUUGAACCCACAGAUGUCGGUCGACCACUGCGAAAGCGAAAAUAUCACGAAGCUUACGUCAUAUGCUGUCGUCGUAUGAAGUUCGACCCAGCUGUCAUUGGAUAUAAGGUUCUGGUCAACCAUUACCGAUGUUGUAUGUUGGUUGGAAAGGCAGAAGAAGCGAUUCGAACCAAAAACAAACUUACAUUUUUUUUAAAAGAGAAAUCUCAAACCACGCCGAAUGAAAUCGAAACAUUUGCUGACACUAUCAGGGGUGAAGAGAGAGACAUGGAACCGAUUUUGUUUUAUCAAAUCGCUGCCGAGUUUUAUGGAAAUCAAUCGAAAGCCGGUUUGGUCGGAAUAGAGAAUUGCGUAAAUGGGAUCAGACUUUCUAUCAAGCCAAUGUUAUCACGUGACAAAGGAUUGAAGCCGAUCGUUCGAACCCACGUGAUUCCACUGAUGCGUGACAUGCGAGAAAUGAUUCGACGAUCUGAUGACGUCAGUGAGGAAGUGCGGUGUUUGCAGGAAGUUAAUUGUUUGUAUUCUAUCGAAUUGAGUGAGGGUUUGGUUGGUAACUUAGAUGGUAAAGAAACAGCAGGUAAGGAAGCGAUCGCUAUUAUGGAAAGGGUUUUCAAGGAGAGAGCUGGAAAGCAUUCAGUGUACGGGACUUGUUUGAACAAUCUCGGUUCCACGUAUGUAAAAACUUCCCGACCCAACGAUGCCAACCAGUAUUUCCGCAAAGCUAUUGCAGCUUUUGGGGAAGCUGAGGAUAUCAACGAUGAUCUAAGAGAUAAAAAGAUUGCCAUAAGCAUACAAGGCCUAAAAAAUGCGAAACGUCAAAUGAAGUAACUUCGUCAUAAUUGUUUUUUUCCUCAUAAUUACUUGACAAUGGAUGUUGUUACAUCACCAACAAAUGAUAAUAUGUUGUAUAUAGUGUAUAUGACGUCACAAUCGAUAUCAUUGUUUUUGCCGCUUAAUGUUCUUGUGAUGUUGCGUAAUAGUUUGUUUUGCAUAAAAUAUCGUGUAUAUAUGACAUGUAGCACCUGGUAAUAUUAACAAGCAAAAAUAAAUACAAUAAACUUAUCAACCUA